Molecule: messenger RNA, 471 nt
Organism: Prunus armeniaca (apricot)
Lineage: Eukaryota; Viridiplantae; Streptophyta; Magnoliopsida; Rosales; Rosaceae
Source: the annotation of a GenBank genome assembly
AUGAGCAUUGCUGAUUUAGCGGAGAGAGAGUUUGCAAAAUUUGAGGAAGCAGAAAGAUUUUACUGCAACUAUGCUCUUGCAAUUGGUUUUAGCAUAAGAAGAAGUCGUUUGAGAUGUAGCGAGGGUGGGGUUGUGAUGGGAAGACAAUGGGUGUGCUCAAAAGAGGGGAGUAGAUCAAAGAAAUGGACGAAUAGAGAUGAUAUGGUUCGUACACCAAGGAAAGAGACUAGAGAGAAUUGUCACGCUACAUUUGCUGUGAAGUAUUGUCCUAAACGGGAUGCUUAUAUUGUGACUAAAUUUGUAAAUGAGCACAGCCACCGACUUGCUAACUCACGUGGAUACAUGAAAGUAGGGUUCACUAGUAAGGAUCUAUAUAACAUGAUAGAUUUCGAGCGUCAACAAGUGGUAUUGGAUGGUGAUGCACAAGCAGCAAUAAGCUACAUGAAUGCCAAGGUAAUAGCUGACCCAUAA